CCCACUUUCACUGUACUUUGGUGACUUAGAUUAAUGUUAAAGUCUAAUUCUACAGACUGGUGAGGUUAAAGCUCAUCAACAAACUCUGCAAAUAGCAUCAGACAACAAUAACUGUCAGCUGUUACACGACCACGUUGACUGAUUGGCGGGUUGCGUGCCGGUGCAGACUCGACGCCUCCGGGUGUUUCAUUACAUCACAUCUGGUCCGUCGCCGUUUAAACAAACGUGACGGAUCACAAUGAGAACUGGUUCUGUCUGUACAGUGAAGCCACGCCUUCCUCCGUGUGGUCACGGGUUCGCUGUGUCACGUGAGCAGCGACCGCCUCAUGCAAACAGGAUGCAGACGUUGAGUUCACGGCUCCGGCUGAAGUCUGAAGGUUUAACUGUGUUUUACAAGCUCUUCUUCCCAGAGAGCAUGAUCGCCGACAGCACCGACGUCAGCAAGGGGAUGACGUCAUCGGAUCUCAUUCAGAACCUGCUGAGAUCCGGGACGUGUCCGGAGAUCCAGGGCUUCCUGCAGGUCAAAGAGCCCAGUCGCAAGUCCUGGAAGAAGGUCUACUACUUCCUCCGCCGCUCCGGACUCUACUGCUCCACCAAAGGCUCCUCAAAGGAGCCUCGACACCUGCAGUACGUGGCUGAUCUGGACGAUCUGAACGUUUACACGGUGGUGAACAGCCGAAAACAGUACGGAGCGCCAGCGGACUUCACCUUCUGCAUUAAGCCUUCCAGGAAUCCGCUCCGACUUCAGGACCUGAAGAUCUUGUGUGCUGAGAACGAGCAGACUCGAACGUGUUGGACGUCGGCCUUCAGGCUCUUCAAGUACGGGAAGCAGCUCCAGUCCAACUACCAGUUAUCAAAGUCGGCCCCGAGGCACCUGGAAGGAACCAAAGUGGUGGAUGUCAAAUCAAAGUCUGAGGCCAGUCUGGUGGCCAUGGACUUCUCAGGGAAGACCGGAGGACGGGUCAUCCAGAACCCCAUGGAGGCCCAGAGCGCUGAGAGGGAGGAGGGACAAGCCUGGAGGAGGAGAGAAGCUCUGAGGUGCAGUCUGCCCAACUUGAACUCUGGAGCCAAACCGUCCUGUAAGUCCACAUGAGAGGAGACCUGGUCCGGGGUUCUUCUCAUUCCUCAGUUUGUACAUCCUCGCCUCCUCGUCUCACGUCCUAGUCUCACCAAG
Anarrhichthys ocellatus (wolf-eel) is the source of this 1174-nucleotide messenger RNA. Its product is annotated as growth factor receptor-bound protein 10-like. The record is from RefSeq and is a predicted model, not a curated record. NCBI's taxonomy places the organism in Eukaryota, Metazoa, Chordata, Actinopteri, Perciformes, Anarhichadidae. The transcript is spliced from 8 exons. The coding region runs from base 239 to 1093 and encodes 284 amino acids.